Molecule: messenger RNA, 1660 nt
Organism: Bipolaris sorokiniana ND90Pr
Lineage: Eukaryota; Fungi; Ascomycota; Dothideomycetes; Pleosporales; Pleosporaceae
Exons: 4
Coding region: 400-1326 (308 amino acids)
Source: RefSeq, a predicted model, not a curated record
CUGAAAGGUUCAAGACCCAACCGAACGCGCGAAGGAAUCAGGAAUCACUCAACCUACUGUACGCUAGUAGUAUGCAUUGGAUGGAUUCCGACCAGACUAGAGUUGUCGUUCUAUUCAUGGAAAUGUUAUCAGGAACUUCCACUACUCCAUGAAAAGUAUGCGAGCGGACUCUCCGACCCAAAGUUUUGCAAAUUAAACUAAACCUAGAACAGACCAACGUAAAUGUUUUGACUCUCGCGUUGGCUAUUCCAAUGCGAGAUUGUGGCUUCAUGGAGUCUCUGGGGGCCCUUUAUUCCUCGUUGAAAAUCUAUAAAGUGGUGCAUUCGCAUUGCGGUUCUCGAUACUCAACUCACCUUAACAUCCUUGCAUCACAACCCAGUUGUAGAUAACAUCACCAAAAUGCGCUUUAUCAUUUCCCUCCUCGCUCUUUCGGUUGCUGCGAAAGCAGCAGUCGUCGUUCCUCUUGAAUUGAGAGCAGAUAUUAAAUGCUCUACCGGUGAUGGCGAUGGUAUCUGCGUGCAGGACGAGAGUACCUGCAAGGGCAGUGUCGUUGAUGAUGGUUGCUCCACCGCCGGAUUUUCGUGCUGCGUUCCUCCUGAUGCCAAUGAUACAGGGGAUGAUGGCGACAACGAUGGGGGAGAUGAAGGCGUUGGCCCUGAUGAUGGCGACCACAUACCCGACGAUGAUGACAAUGAGCCGGCCAUUACGGCUCGCGAUUCCUCUCCCUUGCUCGUUCCGCGCAAAGACACUUGCAGUGUAAAGGUCUACAAGUUCGCUCUAAAGCAACGCGGUGUUCCAUACAAAUGGGGCGGAGGAGACUGCAAUGGUCCUACCAGAGGCGGAUUUGACAGCUCCGGUCUCACCAAGUACGCCGUGUGCCAGGCGACCAGCAAGAGGAAAGUCCUGCCGCACAGCGCCUGGCAGCAGUACAAGUCCAGAAAGUGCAAGCACAUCAAAUAUGCCAACCGCCAGAAGGGCGACCUGGUCUUCUGGAGCACGAAGUCGAGUGGAAGGUGCACCAAGGAUUCGUCGAUCAAACAUGUGGCCGUCGUGCAGAACGAUAGGUAUAUUAUUGUUGCUGGAAAGAAGGUCAAGCGCCAGAGGAUGUGGUCGGGCCAUGGCGCACACUCGUUUACGGCCUCGCAGUCCUACAAGUACCACUUCGCUAUCUACUACCUCGCCUACGGCCUCAAUAGCCUCUCAUGGGCAUCCCUCUCCAUCGCGAAUACAAUGUGGGUCACCGAAGCGUUUCCGCAGUGGGCAGCACCCGCGGUGGUAGUCGUCGGUGGCAGACUUGCCAACAAUCAAGCCAUCAAGCCGGUCUAACCCAACAUGGUAGCGAUCUAAUUUAUACAGGCUAGCGACUUACUAUAUCCGGUUAGAAUGUAUGCACGGCUGCUAGAAGCUGACAAGGAAGGGUGCUUACAUAGCGGCGAGAUCAAACUUUGGGCCAAGCUACAGUGGGACAAGGUCGGUUCAAUAGACGAAGGUCGCAAGGCCAUAAACACAGUUCUAGAGCGUCGUUGCCGAGCAUCCAUUUCAGCAGCCUUAUCUAGAGGUAUAAAAAUAUUAUUUUCUUCGUUAAAAGAAAUUUACUUAGUAAAACACGUGAUUGUAUCACGUGUCCUCUUCACACCGCUUAGUCACGAAACCUUAUUCG